Juglans microcarpa x Juglans regia is the source of this 1216-nucleotide messenger RNA. Its product is annotated as cysteine-rich repeat secretory protein 38-like. Lineage: Eukaryota; Viridiplantae; Streptophyta; Magnoliopsida; Fagales; Juglandaceae. Bases 103 to 948 code for a protein of 281 amino acids. The record is from RefSeq and is a predicted model, not a curated record. The transcript has a single exon.
UGUUUUUAUCUUCUUUACCCACACAAGCUACUUUUCAGCCAGCCAUCUCAUCGUUUGCAAUAAAACUUUCAAGGCUGAAAUCGAUCCAUACGACGAACAGACAUGGUAAUGGUUUCCUCAAGACUACUUUUCUUCCUGUUCUUGAUUUUUGUACUAGUUUAUCAGGCCACAACCCAGCCAAGUUUCAUAUAUUAUUUCUGUUCAGACAACACUGGUAAAUAUACCAGUAAGAGUAAAUACAAGGCGAACCUCGACCACGUCCUCGCCUCUAUCUCCUCUAACACUGGUACUGACAACGGGUUUGGCACUGAUUCUCAUGGACAAGAACCUGACAAAGCUUAUGGAAUUGGACUUUGUAGAGGAGAUGUAAAGGCAGAUGUUUGCCGUAGUUGCCUCAAUGAUUCUAGAACUGUUCUCACACAACUUUGUCCCAAUCAAAUGGAGGCAAUAGGGUGGUACGACAAUUGCUCGUUGCGCUUCUCAAACCGCUCCAUGUUUGGCGUUGUGGAAAGUGCUCCUAAUAGCUUUAUGUGGAACCCAAGGAACGUAUCCGAUGUAAAAGGGUAUGGCGUGGUCCUUAAGAACCUAUUAAGUGGCAUGAUAAGUGAUGCUGCAUCAGGUGUUUCUCUCAAGUUUGCGACGAGGACCUCAGUCGCCCCCGACAAGAGCAAAUUAUAUGUUCUUGCGCAGUGCACUCCCGAUUUAUCUGAGCAAGACUGCCGUGAUUGUUUAAAUUUGAUUUAUGCACAAAUUCCACUUUUUGGCCUUGGACAGGCAGGUGGGAGAGCAUAUACACCUAACUGUAAUUUCAGGUUUGAGACAUACCCUUUCUUCGACCUUACAUCUGUUGCUACACCGUCACCACCCUCGCAACCAGUCUCCCCUGAGUCCCCUCCACCCAUAAAAGGUAGAAUAAUCCUCAUAUAUCCCAUAUCGAUGAAACCAUAAUUAUUUUUAUUGCGCUCAGCAUAGAUGCUAUCCUUUACAAGUAUGACACGGGAAUUGGCCGGAACGUUGCGUGAUGUCCUCCGGAGUAGAUUGGCUAAUACUUUUUAUUCGAACUGUGAUUUUCUUUCAAAAUUCUUAUCAAUCGAGUCCAGUCGUAUCUGUUCUCUUUUCGUUUCUGUUUCGAAGUUAUUUGUAUAUUACGUUGUACGUGAUAAGUUGUGAUUUGUGAGACAAAUUUGACUGUUCAAGUUUUGUAGUUGGCUUGCCU